GAGAGCGGGGGGACCAUGGACUUGAUCAGCAUCCAGCAGUUGGUAAGUGGAGAGAGAGGUGAAAGGAAAGAACUGGGACGUGGACAUAGAGUUCCUGAUCCUGGAGGUGGGUGCACCUGGAGGCUGGGGCCCCAGGAGGCUGAGGCCCAGGAGAGGCGGAAACUGGAGGAAGAGAAGAGGAGCAGACUUGAAAGAUUUAACAGUUCCAGAAUUAACUUGGAGAACCUGGCUGACUUGGAAAAGUUGGUUCAAAGACGGAGAGAAAAGCGACUAAAACGCAGAGUCCCCCCCAGGGCACCUGAGCCUGAGGUCAAGCCGCAGCCUGAAGCCCCGCUGGAGCCCGUGGACCUGGAGGUGUUCCUGAAGGCAGCUGCUGAGAACCAGGAAGCCCUGAUUGACAAGUACCUGGCAGAUGGAGGGGACCCCAAUGCCCACGACCAGCUCCACCGCACAGCCCUGCACUGGGCCUGCCUGAAGGGUCACGGCCAGCUUGUGAAUAAGCUUUUGGAGGCGGGGGCCACUGUGGACGCUCGGGACUUGCUGGACAGGACCCCUGUGUUCUGGGCCUGCCGCCGAGGGCACCUGGACAUCCUCAAGCAGCUGCUUAACCGAGGUGCCCGGGUCAAUGCCCGGGACAAGAUCUGGAGCACGCCCCUGCAUGUGGCCGUGCGCACAGGUCACUGCGACUGCCUGGAGCACCUCAUUGCCUGUGGAGCCCAUAUUGACGCGCAGGACAAGGAAGGGGACACGGCUCUACAUGAGGCCGUGCGGCACGGCCGCUACAAAGCCAUGAAGGUGCUGCUGCUCUAUGGAGCCAAGCUGGGUGUACAGAAUGGGGCUUCAGUGACCCCAGUGCAGCUGGCCAGGGACUGGCAGCGGGGCAUCCAGGAAGCACUGCAGGCCCACAUCGGGCACCCCCGUACCCGGUGCUGAUGACGGACCUGCGGGUCACUCGGCCACAUUCCAUCCCCUUCACCUCCCACCCCUGUGCCACUCAUGCAUCUGGUCUCACC
Messenger RNA from Sus scrofa (pig), 1013 nucleotides. It is a transcript of the gene ANKRD23, whose product is annotated as ankyrin repeat domain 23. The record is from RefSeq and is marked provisional. Gene Ontology annotation, cellular component: nucleus. Lineage: Eukaryota; Metazoa; Chordata; Mammalia; Artiodactyla; Suidae. Gene Ontology annotation, biological process: positive regulation of transcription by RNA polymerase II. Gene Ontology annotation, molecular function: transcription cis-regulatory region binding; protein binding.